Molecule: messenger RNA, 327 nt
Organism: Sclerotinia sclerotiorum 1980 UF-70
Lineage: Eukaryota; Fungi; Ascomycota; Leotiomycetes; Helotiales; Sclerotiniaceae
Exons: 3
Coding region: 1-327 (108 amino acids)
Source: RefSeq, a predicted model, not a curated record
AUGGCAGAGGGAAGAUUCAUUUCAUUUCACAAGUGGUAUAGUAUGGAUGCUGAGCAGAAACCCAAUACAGUUCAUUCAAGUGAAUCAAUCUAUUUGACUGGCUGUUUAAAUUGUCUAUGGAGUACCAUUACUUCAGAUAGACAUCAGACCGAGUUUAUGGUCCAAUCUUAUCAUCGUUUCAAAGCAGCCAAGGAAUAUACAUCAGCGGUGAAAUCUUUCUACUCCGUUAUAUUUGUUGUAUAUCGCUGCAUUAGAGACAAGAAGAGUAGGGACCAACAUGAAUACCUCGUAAUCAGAUGGAACAAUGGACUUUUGAUUCAUACGUAA